Messenger RNA from Mangifera indica (mango), 1831 nucleotides. Its product is annotated as putative PAP-specific phosphatase, mitochondrial. The transcript is spliced from 9 exons. Gene Ontology annotation, biological process: sulfate assimilation. NCBI's taxonomy places the organism in Eukaryota, Viridiplantae, Streptophyta, Magnoliopsida, Sapindales, Anacardiaceae. The record is from RefSeq and is a predicted model, not a curated record. Gene Ontology annotation, molecular function: 3'(2'),5'-bisphosphate nucleotidase activity. Bases 209 to 1432 code for a protein of 407 amino acids.
AGCCUCAAAGCCCAACCCAAACUCACCGAAAAGGACGGUUGAGGUCCUUGCUCUUGGCUUGUCAGGGGCUAACAGCCUGUCUGUCACUCAAACUGUUAUUCACACAUCCACCUUACUUCUCAGUUCACAACUUAUGACCGUAACAUUAAUCAACACCGUCAAUCUCUCUUCAUCAACCGCGUGAUUCCCGCCAUGGAUCUUCUGCGCUAUGCUUCUCAUUGCUCCACCCGUAGAUUCUUCUUUUGCCUCCAUUCUUCUUCCCCUACACCUCUCCGCCGGCGAUUCUUCACUGUCGAGCGUUCCAUUUCCGAAUGAGAAAGCUAAGUAUCACAGAGAGCUGGAAGCUGCAGUGGAUGUUGUGGAGAGAGCUUGUCGUAUUUGCAUUGACGUAAAAAAAUCACUGUUGUCCAGUGAAGGAGGGAUUCUUGAAAAGAGUGACCAAACUCCUGUUACAGUUGCAGAUUUUGGGGUGCAGGCUCUAGUAAGCUUGGAGCUGAAUAAAUUGUUCCCCUCUAUUCCCUUGGUGGCUGAAGAGGACUCUGCCUUUUUGCGUUCAAAUGAUCUGGUGGGUUCUGUAGUAAGUACAGUUGCUGAUAAGGCAAGCUUUGGUGACAAUCCGUUGACAGAGGCUGAUGUGUUGGAUGCAAUUGACAGAGGAGGGAAGGAUGCUGUUGCCUUUGGAGCUGAGACAGCUGCAUAUUGGGUGUUGGACCCAAUUGAUGGCACACGAGGGUUCCUAAAGGGAAGUGAAGCCUUAUAUGUGGUAGGUUUGGCUCUUGUGGUUCAAGGAGAGAUUGUUUUAGGUGUUAUGGGCUGCCCUAACUGGAAGGAAGACAAAUCUUACAAAUCCACUGCUGAGGUGCAGGGAAACAAGAACAUACCAUCUCAAUCAGGGGUAAUCAUGAUUGCUCAUGUUGGUUGUGGAACAUGGACUAAGAGGUUGCCGGAAAUGUUGGGUACCUCAGCCAAAACAUCUGAUUGUUGGACCAGGUGCUUUGUUGACAGCUGUCAAUUGGUACAGGAAGCAUAUUUCUGUAUUCCAGAGAGUCAAACAUGGAAUUCAUUGCCACUGUCAGCUUUAUUCAAUGCAACAACUGAUGCUGAUAAUAUUGGGGACAAAGAAAUUCUUCUUUUGUGCAAAUGCUGUGGAAGUUUAUGUAAGUAUAUGAUGGUGGCUUCAGGUAGGGCAUCUGUAUUCAUUCUUCGAACAAGAGCCCAAAAACUUAUAAAGGCUUGGGAUCAUGCUGUUGGUAUGAUCUGUGUGCAUGAAGCAGGAGGAAAGGUUACUGACUGGAAAGGGAGUAAACUUGAUCUCAGUGCAGAUCAAGUUCAAAGACGAAUCAUAUUCCCUUCAGGCGGCGUUCUUGUGAGUAAUGGCAACAUACAUAACAGGAUACUGGAGAUGAUCGCUGCCACUUCAUCCAUUAUUUGAUAGCAGGUGCUAUGCGAUCUUCAUGUUUCAUUUAUUUUUGAACAUUUUUUUUUAAUAAUUAUAUAUAUAGGUUUGAGUUCAUUGUACAAUAUUAAAACCGAUAAUUCAGUUCACUUGAAGACAGGGAUAGCGCUAGAUAUUCAUUUAUUCAAAGAUGAUGAAGGGCAUUAAAACUUCCUAUUUUUCUGAGAUCUUAAGAUACUCAGAGAGAUUUUUGUUAAUUAUACUUUAGUAUCUGCUUUUUGGGUGGAUCAGGUAGGUAAAAAUGUGAAAUCAUUCGUGCGUACACAGGACAAUGAUUUUUGUGUGAUAAAAUUUGUUCAGGAACUGUAAAGCAAAGCCAAAGUGAGAUGUUGAGUUGCUGCAAAUUAAGAAAUAUUUUAGAUUACUUCUUUGGCA